Athene cunicularia (burrowing owl) is the source of this 1233-nucleotide messenger RNA. It is a transcript of the gene GATA4, whose product is annotated as GATA binding protein 4. Gene Ontology annotation, biological process: negative regulation of transcription by RNA polymerase II; cell fate commitment; positive regulation of transcription by RNA polymerase II. The transcript is spliced from 7 exons. Gene Ontology annotation, cellular component: nucleus. The coding region runs from base 16 to 1233 and encodes 405 amino acids. Gene Ontology annotation, molecular function: zinc ion binding; RNA polymerase II cis-regulatory region sequence-specific DNA binding; DNA-binding transcription factor activity, RNA polymerase II-specific. Lineage: Eukaryota; Metazoa; Chordata; Aves; Strigiformes; Strigidae. The record is from RefSeq and is a predicted model, not a curated record.
CCGCCAGCCGGCGAGAUGUACCAGAGUUUAGCCAUGGCAGCUAACCCCGGCCCUCCGGCGUACGAGGGGGCAGGUGGCUUCAUGCACAGCGCGGCCGCAGCGUCCCCCGUCUAUGUGCCCACCACGAGGGUCACCUCCAUGCUCCCCAGCCUGCCGUACCUCCAGAGCAGCGGCUCUUCCCAGCAAGGCAGCCCCGUCUCCAGCCACUCCAUCUGGACUCAACCCGGAGCCGAAAGCGCCGCUUACAACCCCGGAUCUUCUCACCCUUCUGUGUCACCUCGGUUCUCCUUCUCCACCAGCACCCCCAUCCCUGCCACCUCUUCCCGGGAAGCCGCGGCGGCUUACGGCAGCUCCUUGAACCUUUCUGCUAACGGGAGGGAGCAGUACAGCAGGGGGUUUGGCAGCUCCUAUUCCAGCCCCUACCCGGCUUAUAUGAGCCCCGAAAUGGCCACGACCUGGACUUCCUCGCCCUUCGACAGCCCCAUGCUGCACAACCUGCAGAGCCGAGGGACGCCCGCAGCCGCCCGACACGCCAACAUAGAAUUUUUUGAUGAUUAUUCAGAGGGGCGAGAAUGUGUCAACUGUGGGGCCAUGUCCACCCCACUCUGGAGGAGAGAUGGCACGGGGCACUACCUCUGCAAUGCUUGCGGGCUCUACCACAAGAUGAACGGCAUCAACCGGCCCUUGUUCAAACCUCAGAGGAGGCUGUCGGCUUCCCGCCGUGUUGGCCUCUCUUGUGCCAACUGCCACACAACGACAACCACGCUCUGGCGCAGAAACGCCGAGGGAGAGCCCGUCUGUAACGCCUGCGGACUCUACAUGAAGCUCCAUGGGGUUCCAAGGCCUUUAGCAAUGAGAAAAGAGGGCAUUCAGACAAGGAAGCGCAAGCCGAAGAACCUUAACAAAACAAAGACACCAGCAGGUCCUUCCAGCAGCGAGAGUCUUACCCCGACCACCAGCUCCACCAGCAGCAGCAGCAGUGCCACAACCACCGAGGAAAUGCGCCCCAUAAAAACAGAACCUGGGCUCUCAUCUCAUUACGGGCAUGUCAGUCCCAUUUCUCAGGCAUUCUCAGUCUCUGCCAUGUCCGGACACGGAUCCUCUAUUCAUCCUGCGAUUUCAGCUCUGAAGCUUUCCCCGCAGGCUUACCAGUCUCCACAAACCAGCUCCAAACAGGACUCCUGGAACAGCCUGGUGUUAGCUGAAAACCACGGGGACAUCAUAACCGCAUAA